AUGAAGUACCCACCGGGGUCGCCGGUCUGGGUCAGAUGCGAUGACGGGGAGUGGUGGCCAGCAGUGGUGCGUGAGGCGAACAAGGAGUCGUUCCUCGAGGUUGGGGGAGAGUACGAUAUGUGUGUGGAGUUUUAUCAUGAUCGUGAAAAUCUCUAUCCUGUAGCCUCAGGGGACAACGGUGUGCGCCAAUUUCACGUCUUGGAGGCGGAACGGGACAACGAGGAGCGGGGACUGUUUCUCGUGGAGGUGACAAAGAAGGCAGUGCAGCAGGCGUUGUUAGACUCUGGCCGUAGCGCACCUCCACUGGAUAUUAUUCAGACGUACAGCGCGGCAGAGUUGCGGUGUAUGUCUGCCCUUCUUGGGACGGUUAACCACGACACUGCCUCGCAGCUGCGGCAGGCGUUGCUGAAAAACGAAGGAAUUGAUCUCUCGUCAAAGAAUGUUAAAAAAAUUGCCGAGAAAGAACGGAGAAAACGUAAAAGAACCAUACCUUCAGCGGAGGUGACGAUGCCCCGUGUGCUGAGCGGGGUCACUCCGCCUCUGCCGCCGCCGCCGCCGCCCACCCGGAGCUCCUACAUCAAUUCUCCCGCUCCGCCUGCUGUGCCGCCGCUCUCAGCAUCGCAACCAGUGGCAGUGAUGACGGCAAAGAUAGAACGGAAGUUCCAGGAGCCUUUUGACUCUGCCGCGCUGGAUGUACUGCGCAAGGAGGUAUUUGAGAACAAGGAACGAUAUGUGUUAUCACCGCUGUACCGAUACCUGGAGGUGCUGGGCGCUGUGGUGGUGGAUGGUGAUCCUGUGGAGACGACAUUGCCUUCGCCAUUGGCUCUACAUGAGGUCCCGGAUGGUGGCUUUCCUCCGUCGCGGCGCGUGUUACUUGUCGCAUUGUCGACUCCCACGUUCGAUCACACCGAUGGGUGGAUGAUGCCCUUUGAAUAUGAAGGAGCCACUGUCGCGAUGACACUCGCCGUCAACGGUGCUGUGGUAGAGAUACCAAGUAAUCCUUCCUUGCCUUCAGGAAAGGAAACUAUGGCUGUAAAGACAGCCCCAGCGGCUGAUAUAACCUCUCUUGUGUUACGCGAAGAGUUGUUUUCACUCGCCGUUGAUUUCACGGGGUUCAUUGAAGACACAACACUUUGGGGUGGCGUGAUUGCCGCCGUAUAUGUGGACACUGUUGACAUGGAUGUGCUAGCUGAUAGGGUUGUGUCCAAUUACCAGGUCCCACCCCGCCGCAAAGAACGUGUCGAUGUCGUUGGGGUACAUGUGAAAAUUGUUUGCCCCCUUACGACGCUUCCACUGAAAGUACCCGUGCGAGGGUUUUUAUGCGAGCAUAUGCAGUGUAUGGAACUCUGCUCCUUGCUCACCCAUUGCGCCCGCACGAACGUGUGGAACUGCCCACUUUGCUGGGCGCCGACCAGGCCGCAGACGAUCAUGGUGAACUACAGGCUAAAGGAAUGGCUGGAAAGAUAUCAUACCCUCUUGAGUAAAGUGGACUAUGUUGUAGAGACACCAUCUGGUGAGCCUCUCCGUGCUAUCUGGAAGCGGGAAAGCAGGAGACAAGUUGCUGACGUCAUUGCUGUUGAAUAA
Messenger RNA from Trypanosoma grayi, 1584 nucleotides. Its product is annotated as lorien protein. Gene Ontology annotation, molecular function: zinc ion binding; SUMO ligase activity. NCBI's taxonomy places the organism in Eukaryota, Euglenozoa, Kinetoplastea, Trypanosomatida, Trypanosomatidae. Gene Ontology annotation, biological process: protein sumoylation. The record is from RefSeq and is a predicted model, not a curated record. The coding region runs from base 1 to 1584 and encodes 527 amino acids. The transcript has a single exon.